Molecule: messenger RNA, 3282 nt
Organism: Penicillium hordei
Lineage: Eukaryota; Fungi; Ascomycota; Eurotiomycetes; Eurotiales; Aspergillaceae
Gene: tcsB
Product: putative sensor histidine kinase/response regulator TcsB/Sln1
Exons: 7
Coding region: 1-3282 (1093 amino acids)
Biological process (GO): protein autophosphorylation; phosphorelay signal transduction system
Molecular function (GO): histidine phosphotransfer kinase activity; phosphorelay sensor kinase activity
Source: RefSeq, a predicted model, not a curated record
AUGAGGAUUCCCAUUGCUGUGCAGCUUGGGCUGCUGGUGUUGCUAACUGCGGUCUCGGGGGUCGCGGUGCUAGCCAUCGCAACGUGGUUUACCACCUACAACUUUGUAGUCGAUGUCGAAUCGCAGGGCCUCGAACUCGUUGCGACCACCAAGGCUAGUCAGAUUGCUUCGAAUUUGGACCUUCUCGAAACAAGCUGCAAGUUCAUCGCCACGCGAAUCCUGAUUCAAUCAGCCUUGAAACGCUAUUAUGCGGGAAACACGUCUGACGAGAACUGGACAAAUCCAAUCGUCGACGUCCAAUCUGCAUUAGGUAGUCGUGGAUACUUGGACCUUUACCAGGCCAUCAUAUAUUCGAAGGAUGGCAAAGGAGCAGGUCAGACCUUGUUAAACCAGACCAGUGACAGUGUGCCGGACAUCACCCUUCCAUAUACCUACUCGAAUGGGACUUCUGUGCGAUUAGGAAAUGAUGGGCUGGGCUACCCCCCUUCCCUGUAUCCAAAUCUGACCUAUCUUAGCGGGCUAGACGACAACGACUCAACGGUUGUCUAUCCAUUCCCUGAUUAUACACUUGGUUUGGACUCGGCUCUGCUUCUUGGUCCAUUGAAAGUCAACAACUCCUUCUCUCUUGUGUCAUUGACUUUGCCGAUUGUCAACAACACUUCAGAUACAGAAAUUUUGGGUUUCAUAACUAUUGUUGCUAGUGCCACGAAUCUACAGCGUGUUGUUAGUUCGCGAGAUGGGCUAGGAAAUACCGGCCAGGUGCUCCUCAUUGGACCUUCACGAAAAACAAACACUUUUGCUUCCAGUGAGCAUCCCGCAACCGCCACGUUUGCCGCUAGUGCAGCCUCUCUUAGUGGAGCGCAGGUCCACUACAUCUUCGAGCCUACUCUGCCUACCCAGGCUAGCCGGCACAGUGGGAUGUCAACCGAUAUGCCGUUUAUCCUUUCUACGUACCCAACAGCUCUACAACUGGUGUUGCAACCAUACUCGAACGUGAACAGGGUCAUUAGUCACUUGUCAACCCGAAACGAGCGAGGGGCGGAUGUUGCCGUAGGUGCAGUCCGCCCUCAAAGCACUCUUGUCCAAUGGAUUCUCCUCGUAGAAGAGACUCACUCGGAAGCAUUUGCGCGAGUUGUCCGAUUACGCAAGAUUAUUCUUGCGUGCGUAUUUGGCACAGCGGGUGCCAUUAUCCUCGUGGUCCCUCUUCUAACCCACUGGGCCGUUGCCCCUAUCCGAAGACUCCGCGCAGCAGCCCAGAAAUCCGUGGAGCCAGAGACUACACCACACAAUACCGCCGCAGAGCCACAACACGUUGGAUUUAAAGUCGACGAUGAACAGGGGGAUACAAUUGAGCGAACUGUGGAACACAUGAAUGAGAAACCCCCCCUUAGCAUGUGGGUGAAACGACUACAACGUCCCUUGGGGCGAUUCAACAGUUCCACAAGCAUCAAUAAUCCAAAAUAUUCCCGAGGCUUUCAGAUACCGGCCCGGGUCAAAGAAAGAAGACAUUGUGUAACGGACGAGCUUACGGAGUUGACUAAAACUUACAAUGAGAUGUCGGACGAGCUCACAAUCCAGUACAAUCGGCUAGAAGAGCGAGUGGCUGAGCGCACUAGAGAGCUCGAACAUGCUAAACUAGCCGCAGAGACUGCUAACGAGAGCAAAACCUUGUUUAUCGCCAACAUAUCCCACGAGCUCAAAACACCCCUCAAUGGAAUUCUUGGCAUGUGUGCCGUGUGUAUGGGCGAGGAGGACCUGGCCCGGAUCAAAAAGUCGCUUCAGGUGGUCUAUCAGUCAGGCGAUCUUCUUUUGCACCUCUUGAACGAUUUGCUCACAUUCAGUAAGAAUCAAUUUGACCAGGCUAUCCAGAUCGAGGAGAAAGAAUUCAAGUUAUCUGAUGUUCGAUCGCAACUGGCCAUCAUCUUCCAAAAUCAAGUCCAUGAGAAACAGAUUGACUUCAGCGUCAACUUUGUUUCUGGCGGAGUGACCGAGCCAAAAGGCACUCUAUGCCGCGAAAGCGAAUUGGAACAGACCAAUUCAGGGUUUGGUUCAACGCAGCCUGGCAGACUCGCAGACAUGGUCCUUUGGGGUGAUCAACAUCGAAUCCUCCAGGUACUGAUCAAUUUGGUCAGCAACAGUCUCAAAUUUACACCCGAGAAUGGGAAAGUGGAAGUUCGCAUCCGCCUCGUGGAUGAACCUUUGGAACUUGGAACCCAUCUGACCUCGAAAGAAACGUCUCGACGCAACUCACGAAUACGGUCCCAGAGCGGCUCAAGUGCCAACUUAUCGAUCCAUGACGUUGUGGAUAUGGCUGAGGAUGAAACCAAAGAGCAAAGAGCGUCACAGUCUAAUCUUCGCCAACUUAACUUUCAAUUUGAAGUUCAAGAUAACGGGCCAGGUAUUCCUAGCCAUCUCCACCGGCGUAUCUUUGAUCCUUUCGUUCAAGGUGACCUGGGAUUGAACCGGAAAUACGGGGGAACUGGUCUGGGUCUCAGCAUUUGUGCUCAGUUAUCCCAAAUUAUGGGAGGUGACAUUCUGCUAGAUAGUGAAGAAGGCAAAGGGUCUCUUUUUACUUUGAGAGUCUCCUUGGGAUAUGUCAAAGAAUUGGCCCCGAGCACAUAUGCUUCAAGCAUCCCAGGAUCGCGGACCCCAAGUGUUCUGUCCUUGGAAGAAUUUUCCAACGCCUCGCGCACACCCUCAAAUCAUGGGUCAGUGAGGAGCGAACCCCCUGCGCCUGGAUUUGAAAAGUCGGAGAUACAACCACGUUUGAUUGGAUUGAGUCAACCAUUUUUCACACCGACUGUUCCAUCGUCUCCUGCGUCAGUACCUAGCAAUUUGCCAUCCAAUAAAAGUUCAUACGACAAGGGCGAUGGCUCAAAACGGAUACGUGUGUUGAUUGCUGAAGAUAACACCGUCAAUCAGGAAGUAGUUCGAAGGAUGCUUGCGCUGGAGGAGGUUUACGAUGUAACAAUUGUUAAAGACGGCCAGGAGGCAUAUGACACUGUCAAAUCGAAUAUGGAGAAGGGAGAUGUGUUUGAUCUAAUCUUUAUGGACAUCCAAAUGCCGAUCCUUGAUGGUCUCGAGAGCACCCGACUUAUACGGCAGAUGGGUUAUUCUGCACCCAUUGUCGCAUUGAGUGCAUUUGCAGAAGAAAGCAACAUCAAGGACUGCAUUGAUUGCGGGAUGGACAUGUUCAUGAGUAAACCUAUUCGAAGGCCUGCGUUGAAGCAAGUCCUUAGCAAAUUUUCCACCAUCAUUGAGGAAACGGAAUUUGGACCCUGA